UGCAAGCUCUCACCUUCACCUCUUCUCCUCCUCUGCAACACCCCCUCCAUCUCCAUUCGUCUUCUUACUCCUCCUCUUCUUCUUCCUCUUCUUCUUCUUCUUCUUCUUCUUCUUCUUCUUCUUCUUCCUCCACAUCAUUCCCCAUUCCCAUCUUCUAAUUAUACCCCCAGAUUUCCCCAUUAUUACAAUCCCACCCCAUUUUUCUCAUUCACAUUCACAGGCAGAGAUCUGGUCCUGUUCAUCUUCUACCACCCGCAAUCGGGCCGCAAGGCGACAUUGAUUUUCUCCGACAUGUUGCCCAAACUGUAAUCUUUUUGAAGGUUCCAGAAUCCCAAGACAGCUAGAGUGUGAGAUAGCGAGGAAAAGAACCGGGGUCGGUUGGAGCUAGCUAGCUUUUCGCAGGUUAUCUGAAAAUGAAAGGCAGCCAGAUCAACAAAGAAUCGGGAGAGAAAGUGAUUUGGGAUCAGAUGCGGAGCUCCACAGGGAACCCUUUACCUGGUCCUGGCUCUCAAUCUCCCCGUGCCGCACCUAAGCUCCUCGUCUGGCUCAUUCUCUUCGUCUCCGUCACCUACAUCGUCUACACUCUCAAGCUCGUAUCCACCUCACGCGCCGCCUGCUCCGACCUCGACGACCCAUUCUCCACCCCCCGCCACCUCUCCACCACCGCCUCAUUACUCACCAAGAGCCCCAACAACGUCACAGACGAUCAAACCGCGCAGAUUCUCCGGCUCGAACCCAAGCCGGAGCCGGAACAAACCGACGUCAAGCACAUAGUCUUCGGCAUUGCCGCGUCGGCGAAGCUCUGGUCGCAGCGGAAGAACUACAUCAAGCUCUGGUACAAACCCGACACCAUGCGCGGCAUAGUUUGGCUGGACCGCGCCGUAGCAAAUCAGAGCCGGGCGGGUCUCCCGCCGAUCAGGAUCUCCGGCGACACGUCGGAGUUCGGAUACUCCAACAAGCAGGGCCAUCGCUCCGCCAUCCGGAUCUCCCGGAUCGUCUCCGAAACGCUGCGUUUGGGCCUCAAGAACGUGCGGUGGUUCGUCAUGGGCGACGACGACACUGUCUUCAUCACCGACAACCUCGUCCGUGUGCUUCGAAAAUACGACCACACUCAGUACUACUACAUUGGUUCCCUGUCGGAGUCGCACUUGCAGAACAUAUUCUUCUCGUACGGCAUGGCCUACGGCGGCGGCGGCUUCGCCAUAAGCUACCCUCUGGCGGAGGCCUUGAGCAAAAUGCAAGACAAGUGCAUACAACGUUAUCCCGGUUUGUACGGCUCCGACGACCGAAUGCAAGCUUGCAUGGCCGAGCUCGGUGUCCCACUCACUAAAGAACUCGGCUUUCACCAGUAUGAUGUGUAUGGGAACCUAUUCGGGCUCCUUGCAGCACACCCAGUGGCACCCUUGGUGACAAUGCAUCACCUUGAUGUGGUUGAGCCCAUCUUCCCCAAUGUAACCCGAGUUCAAGCCCUUCAGCGGCUUAUGGUCCCAGUGAAGCUGGACUCAGCAGGAAUCAUGCAACAAUCCAUCUGCUAUGACCAGUCUAGGAGCUGGACCAUUUCCGUUUCAUGGGGCUUUGCUGUCCAAAUUUUUCGGGGAGUUUUUUCACCCCGGGAGAUGGAAAUGCCUUCCCGAACAUUUUUGAACUGGUACAAAAGAGCAGAUUUCACAGCAUAUGCUUUCAACACUCGUCCAGUAAGCCGAAACCCUUGCCAGAAACCCUUUGUGUUCUACAUGUCAAAGGUAAAAUUCAAUUCUACAAUGAAUACGACAUUCAGUGAGUAUGUCCAGCAUCGCGUCCCUCAUCCCUUGUGCAAGUGGAAGAUGGCUGAUCCGGCUAGCUUUGAGAGAGUGGAGGUCUAUAAGAGGCCUGACCCUCAGCUAUGGAAUAGAUCACCAAGGAGAAAUUGCUGCAGGGUUAGAAACUCGAAGAAGAAAGGAACUAUGGUCAUAGAUGUUGGUUUAUGUAAAGAGGGUGAGAUCAGUGAAAUAGCAACAAUUUGAUCAAUUUAGGAAUUUGAAGCAGGCUUCUCUCUUUUCUUAUUCCCCCUUGAUUCAUCUUUUCCUUCCCUUGAGUGAUUCUUAGGUUAUCUCUUAAUUUAUUCUCUCCAUUCAAAAUUUUGGUCCUUGGGAGUCCACUGUGAGACAAAUCGUUAGAGAACAAAUAUCAAGAGUAUGUUCCUGUACAAAAGUUGUAGGGUAGUAGACAUUCUAUAGUUGUCUGAGGAGUUAAAUAUUCAUUUAUAAGAUUUCCCCCAACAAGAUAUCUUUGCUUUUGGUAAAGAC
This is a messenger RNA of Argentina anserina (silverweed cinquefoil), 2285 nucleotides long. RefSeq lists its product as uncharacterized. NCBI's taxonomy places the organism in Eukaryota, Viridiplantae, Streptophyta, Magnoliopsida, Rosales, Rosaceae. The coding region runs from base 414 to 2003 and encodes 529 amino acids. The transcript has 3 exons. The record is from RefSeq and is a predicted model, not a curated record. Gene Ontology annotation, molecular function: acetylglucosaminyltransferase activity.